GAGAGGAGGGGCAGAAGAUGAUGGGUAAGAGGAGGACCUGUUGCUGUGAUUCUGUGCUCAUGGCGUUGGCCAGAGCAGAGUAGGAGCGCUGCAGUCUCAGGAAGGAGAGAGAGAGAGAGAGAGAGAGAGAGAGAGAGAGAGAGAGAACAGGCGGUGGAGACUCGCAGCAGACAGUGUGGGACAGGGUGGAGGGACAGAGUGGUGGGACAGAGGGACAGAGCGGCUCAGCGCUGCUCCGCUUCACCGGGACUCAGCAGCGGGGAAGAGAAACAGGGAGGGAGAAGAAAGAAAGAGGGGAGAGACGGAGAGGAGCGCAGAUCUCGGUGGAAUAAGUGUGAGAUCAGGAGGGGAGACAUGGAGAGACACACAGUCUUGGAGCAGCUGCUGAACGAGCUCGAGCGCUUCCUCAAAGUCCUGGACCGUGAGAACCUGAGCAGCGAAGCCACGGUGCAGAAGAGCCUGCUGUCAGACCUGCUCAAGUCUUACCUGUCGGCCAACGGUGCAAACUCAGGAUGCGAUGAGGAGUACAUCUACAUGAACAAGGUGAUGGUCAGCGGGCCAAUCCAGGACAAGAAACCCUGUGGCAAGGCAGAGUCGCUGGAUGCUUUGACCAAUGGCCUGCUGGGAAAAUACAUCUCACCCCCUCAGAAGAGCCUGCCAGAGCUGCCCCUGCCGCGGCUGUGUUCGCUGCCCCUGCCAGAGCCCCCCGAGGGCUACUACGAAGAGGCCCAGCCCUACGACACCGCCACCAACGACGACUGCGAGGCGGUGAGCAGCUCGUACGAGUCGUACGACGAAGAGGAGACCACCAAGGGUAAAUCGGCAGCCCAGCAUCAGUGGCCGUCCACGGAAGCGUCCAUCGAGCUCAUGAAGGACUCGCGCAUCUGCGCCUUCCUCUGGAGGAAGAAGUGGCUCGGUCAGUGGGCCAAGCAGCUGUGUGUCGUCCGGGAACAGCGCCUCCUGUGUUACAAGAGCUCCAAGGACCAGACCCCCCAGCUGGAUGUCAGCCUCGUGGGCUGCACUGUGGUCUACAAAGAGAAGCAGGUGAAGAAGAAGGAGCACAGAUUAAAGGUGGUGCCGGUGGGCGCAGAAGCAAUCGUGUUGGGCCUCCAAAGCAAGGAGCAAGCAGAGCAGUGGCUAAAGGUCAUCCAGGAGGUCAGCGGCAAACCUCUGGAACCUUCAGAAGCAUCCCAGUCCUCCUCCGAGUCCCCUCGGCUUGCGUGCCCCAAGGGGGAGCUCAGCGAGCGACACUCUGUAGCAUCUGAGAGCGGCAGCAGCACCGACAGCCAUGCAGAAACCACAGAUGCAAAAGAUGGGAAGAAGCGGUAUGGUGCAGCCCUGAUGCUCAGUAACCUUCUGAACAUCGGCAAAAAGAACCCAUCCUCCUUAGAGAGUCCAGAGAAGCUGGUGGACACAUCUGGUUACCUGAACGUGCUGGUGAACAGCCAGUGGAGAGCUCGUUGGUGUCUCAUCAAGAAUGGGCAGCUGUGGUUCUACCAGGACAAGGCCAAGACCAAAGUGGCCCAGCAGCCCCUGUCCCUGGAGGGCUGCAUGAUCCUGCCCGACCCCAGCCCGGAGCACCUCUACUCGUUCCGCAUCGAGCAGGAUGGCGAACAGCGGGCCACCCUAGAGGCCAAGUCGUCUGCAGACAUGGGCCACUGGCUGGGGCUCCUGCUGUCGCAGACGGGCUCCAAGACCAGUCCCGAGGAGCUCACCUACGACUACGUGGACACCGAGCGCAUCUCCUGCAUAGUCAGCGCAGCCAAGAACUCCAUGUACCUGAUGCAGAGGAGGUUCUCCGAGCCCAACGCCUACACAGACAACCUUCACACGGCUCCCGACGACUCGGACGACAUCUACGACAACGUGGCAAACACAGACCCCGAGCAGGAGGAGACCCAGCAGAGCAGCGGAGAGACGGUCACGGGGGACCAGGACUCGCCCGACCGCAUCUACUUGGACCUGAUCCCCGUGCGCUCGUUCCUUCACAACAACAACGCCUGCAGGAAGUCUCAUCAGCGGUCCCGCGAGCCCAGCCCCAUGGGGAGGGGCACGGAGAAGGAGGAGACGAUGAACCAGAGCGUCUCUCCACCGCCUCCAGAGCCACGGCCCCCACACACCCUCUUGCCCCCCUCACAGGAGCCCAGUGCCCCCCCGACCUCACCGAGACCAGAACCGGAGCCACUGACCAUCGCUGUCCAAGUCCAGUCCCAACUUCCCCCUAGCGAGGAGAACCCAAAGAAACCCUUUCGCAGGUCCCGCAGCCCCCAGCCCAGUAAACCUCUCAGGUCCUGCAAAGGUGGGUCCGAGGGGGCGGAGAGGCCCCGGUCAACGGCUCCAGCUGAGGUCAAGCUGGGCAAGAACCGCACAGAGGCAGAUGUGCUCAAAUUCACCGAGGAGCGAGACCGGCUGGAGAAGGAGAAGGAGCAGGUGCGCAAUACCCUGUCCACGCUACGCGGCCAGAGAAAGGAGCUGAAGGAGGCGCUAGCUACCGCUCAAGACCCUGCCCAGCAUAGCUCUCUGGAGGCUCAGCUCAAGGAGAUGGAGGAGCUGUGUCGUGCGGAGGAGCGGCGCCGGGUAGAUCUGGAACUGCAGCUGGUGGAGGUGAAGGAGAGCCUGAAGAAAGUGGAAGCGGGACCCUUCACACUCGGCACGGCUGUGGACAGCGGCCUCCUGGACACAAACAUCCUGACGUCCACGCUGAAGGUGACCACACCCAGCAGCGCAGCGCCUGCAGCGUCCCCCAGUAACGGGGACAGUUCGCCAGUCAACUCAGCUUCAUCCUUGAAGAACAGACCCCUAUCAACUGUGGUGUCCAGCAAAGGGAAGGUCCUGCAGAAGGCUAAGGAAUGGGAGAAGAAAUCCAUGACCUAGAAGAGACAGGCCUCUCUAUUGAUAAACUGUUUACUUUUGUAACCCGGCGAUGAGAACUGCGCCCCAGUUCUCCUGGGGACCGACAGGAGGCAGGUGGGAAGACUCCGCCCCUCUCUGGCCCCCGACACCACUCGGGGCCCCUACAUUUCUCACCACCUGCUUUUGGGCCUCUAUGAAACCAGCGCCCUCCCCAGACAUUCUUGGGACCAUUCCACUGUUGUAGAAUAUUUCACUUUUAGUGCAGUUUUACUUUUUUAUUAGAAAGGAUUUUUUUUUACUAUUGUAUUUUGGGAACAUUUUAAAUGUUUUUUGGUGCUAUGCACAGUCUGGCAGAAUGGAGAUGUACAGAAGCGUGGUUUUCCAGCAUACCUUCGGUCCGGCGUACGUCAGACAGACGUGGUACAGUUCACGGAGCACUGAGGACACCUAGUUGUCGGCCAGCAGAAAGCUUGUCCUUUGGCAGUUUCGAUGUAAAUACAUAAUACACUCGCGAGAAACGUAAACGUUCCCUUUGACCUAUUAAUGUAAGCCAAUAACUGCAGCACAUGUUAUAGUCUCACCGGUGCCAUCAGGAAAGUGCUCGAGCCUUGUGCUGGUGCAGCUGUGUGUACUGCAGUGUUUCAUCUGCUUUGCUGAAUAAAAUUACUGAACCAUAAA
Molecule: messenger RNA, 3531 nt
Organism: Scleropages formosus (Asian bonytongue)
Lineage: Eukaryota; Metazoa; Chordata; Actinopteri; Osteoglossiformes; Osteoglossidae
Gene: afap1l2
Product: actin filament associated protein 1-like 2
Exons: 18
Coding region: 355-2874 (839 amino acids)
Biological process (GO): regulation of mitotic cell cycle; positive regulation of DNA-templated transcription; inflammatory response
Cellular component (GO): cytosol
Molecular function (GO): SH3 domain binding; SH2 domain binding
Source: RefSeq, a predicted model, not a curated record